This is a messenger RNA of Amphibalanus amphitrite, 504 nucleotides long. RefSeq lists its product as uncharacterized. NCBI's taxonomy places the organism in Eukaryota, Metazoa, Arthropoda, Thecostraca, Balanomorpha, Balanidae. The annotation marks the transcript as partial. The record is from RefSeq and is a predicted model, not a curated record. The transcript has 5 exons.
CCAAGACAUCAGGAAAAACUGUGAAGCAGAUCUGAUCGAGGUCAAAGAAACGGCAAAAAAGUUAGAGGAGACUCUUCCGGAUAAGAUUUCAACAGAUGAGCAGCGUGAACUCCUCCAGCUGCUGCUCAAAACUCAUGAGCUGGAGAUAGAAAAUAUCGAGAUGCGCAGCAACCAGCUGCUGAAGGACCACGAACUGCGUCGGAGGGACCUGAUGAUACUGCGCUUCGACCGACAGCGGGCUCUAUGUGAUGAGAUCAUCAGCAGACAGCGUGACGUCAUACAAGACAUGGAAUCGGGUAAGACCGGUAAGAGCCGCUCCGGCAGUGGCGACAUGCCUCCAGAGCUGCAGAAGAUGUAUGAACUUUACACACAGGAGGUCAACAGUCCCAGUGGCCAGCGCGACGCCCGAUUCCUGCACGGACUCAACGAGGUCAUGAGGUCUUCUUCGUCCCUGUCCAUGCGAAGCUCUGUGGACGAGAAGGGUCGACUUCCUCCAAUAAAUGG